This is a messenger RNA of Coffea arabica (coffee), 2314 nucleotides long. Its product is annotated as zinc finger protein GAI-ASSOCIATED FACTOR 1-like. NCBI's taxonomy places the organism in Eukaryota, Viridiplantae, Streptophyta, Magnoliopsida, Gentianales, Rubiaceae. Gene Ontology annotation, molecular function: DNA-binding transcription factor activity. The record is from RefSeq and is a predicted model, not a curated record. Gene Ontology annotation, cellular component: nucleus.
CAAAGAAAACCGAGUUUGUAUGUUGUUCAUAUGCCAGCAAGAGUUCACUCUUCACCAGAAAUAGAGGAGAGUUACCUGGUUUUUGUCUUCCUCCGCUGAGAACAAAUUCCUGAUUUUAAGUUCACCAAAAAACAAGCCCCAGUUUAGAUUACACCAAGGCCAACGUUAGCACAGAGAGAAAGAAACAGUACAAGCCUUUAAACAAAGAAAAGACAGACAAACCAAACUUUAUCUAUCACCACUACUAUAACUUCCUUAACAGCCUUUAUCUGAUGUCAAAUCUUUCAGGUGAUGAGGGAAGUUUCUCUUCAGGAGAAGAACAUCAAGCCGAUAAGCAGCCACAACAGCUGCAGAGUCAGUCCCAUGGCUCCAAUUUCGCUGCAACUAAUACCAAUGGUUCUAGCUCCCAACAGCAGCAGCAACCUGGAGCCAAGAAGAAGAGGAAUUUACCAGGAACUCCAGAUCCAACUGCAGAGGUCGUUGCUCUCUCACCAACGACGCUCAUGGCGACUAACAGAUUUGUAUGUGAAAUUUGCAACAAGGGAUUCCAGAGGGACCAGAACCUCCAAUUGCAUCGAAGAGGUCAUAACCUUCCUUGGAAGCUUAAGCAAAGAACCACAACUGAGGUGCGGAAGCGUGUCUAUAUAUGUCCCGAGCCAACCUGCGUCCACCACAACCCUGCUCGUGCAUUAGGGGAUCUUACAGGGAUCAAGAAGCAUUAUAGCCGGAAACACGGCGAGAAAAAAUGGAAAUGUGAUAAGUGCUCAAAGAAAUAUGCAGUGCAAUCUGACUGGAAGGCUCAUCAAAAAACUUGCGGCACCAGGGAAUACAAAUGUGACUGUGGAACCAUCUUCUCAAGGAGAGACAGCUUCAUCACUCACAGGGCUUUCUGCGAUGCGCUGGCAGAAGAGAACAACAAGGUGAAUCAAGGCUUGAUGAACAGCAUGGGACCAAACAUGCAAGGCCAAAUGCCCGACUUCAUGUCGUCAAUGCCCAUGAACCCCAACGCUAACACAUCCAUGGGGCUGUCCGAAUUCAACAAUUUUGACCCCAAAAACCCACUAAAGUCACUCCCUCAGGACCUCGUGCCCAUGCCGUUCAAGCCCACGAACAUGGUGGGUGGCAUGUUUUCGAGCAGUUCAGGAACUCUUUUCGGCAGUCCAAAGGGCAUAUCCUCGUCAUGCUCCGGCCUUCAGCUCAGUUCGAAUACGCCUUCAAGCUUCAACUACCUUCAAGAAGGCAAAAACGGAAGCCAACUUUCCGGAUCGCCCCACAUGUCGGCAACCGCAUUGUUGCAAAAAGCAGCCCAAAUGGGGGCAACCGCCAGUAACACCAUUAAUUCUCCCAUGAUGCAGAAGAGCUUCGUCAGCAGCAUGGCCGGUCCCGAUCAAAUUGCUGGGCCCAAAUCAUCAGCAUACUCUUCGAUGCAGCAGCAUAAUAUUAACAACAGCAAUAACGCUUCGUACGAGAACUUCACAAAUCAUCAACCAGACCAAUCAGGGUUAGCAGGGCUUCACAAUGCAGGAGGGUUUAACCCGCACCUCUUGCACAAGGGCCCAUCACAAGAAACCAAUCAUCAUCAUCAUCAGUUGUUUGAUCACUCUGGAGAUGCUGCGGCUGCUGGGACCUCAGCUAUGAACGACUUGGGAAUGUACAGCGGAAUUCUACUGGGAAGCGAUCAAAACCUGGGAUUCAUAAAGGGAAUGGAUCGCCGCGGCGGUGGAGACGAUAGCGAUAGUCCUGCAGGCCUCAUGCAGAGUAGAGGUUCGAUGAGCAGGAGUCCAGCUGCCGGGCCAACCAGAAUGCGGGGGGGAAACGGGAACGAUGUGACGACAGUGGAUUUCUUGGGGAUUGGAGUAUCCCGGCCUCCAAAUGUACAUGAGCAGCAACAGAGGCUGGACCAGUUGGAGGCAAUGAGCCAACAUCGGAUGCAAGUGAUGGACCCUUUUCACCAGCAACUAUCCCACGGCCAUGGGGAACCCGCUCACGUUGAAAAGCCAUUAUGGGAUGUUUGAGAAAUGCUAAUGAUCCAGAAGAGAAGAGGUACGUAUAUGGUGCAAAGUGCAAGACGAGGGUCAACCUAGAUAGCUAAUUACAAAAAAGUUUGACAGUGCAAAAUUCAAAUUCAUAUACGUCAACCAAAAAAAAAAAAAAAUUACUCACUAGAGGAAGACAUGACUGGUAUGACUGUGAGUUUCCUGCAUGCAUGUCCCUACGCCACAGCUGUAAUGCUUGAAAUAAAGCCCAUUUAGAAAUUAAUUCAACGAUUCAAUUUCUCUACAGUAACAGUAAGACGACCUUUUUGUUUUCCCAU